CGACAUUUGAAAAUCCGAGUUGGCAACCCUGCUGUAGGUGUCUCUCAGUUGAUCGGUUACAGUAGUCAUAUGAUCGGACAAAACCUCCCCAGCUAUGGCUUCAUACAGUCAAGAGGAUGACGAACAUUACCGCGGGGAAUUUGGAACUGGCUAUGUGGUGGGAUCCUUCCCCAAAGAUUUUGUGUAUGGACCAGAUGACCCUGACCAAGAUUUGACUCCUAUUUUUGCACCAGAUCAAAAGCCCAAAAUCUUGCUCAUGGGCCUUAGGAGGAGUGGAAAAUCUUCAAUUCAGAAGGUUGUGUUUCACAAAAUGACACCAAAUGAAACUCUCUUCUUGGAGUCAACAAACAAGAUUGAAUCUGAAAAUAUCUCAAAUUCCUCCUUUGUUCAGUUCAAGAUUCUUGAUUUUCCUGGACAAAUUGAUUUCUUUGAGCCAUCAUUUGAUUCUGAGAAGAUUUUUGGAGGACAUGGAGCACUUGUAUUUGUCAUAGAUGCACAGGAUGAUUACAUGGAGGCAUUAAACCGAUUGCACCAGACUGUGUUAAGAGCACACAAGGUCAACCCACACUUGAGAUUUGAAGUAUUCAUUCACAAAGUUGAUGGUCUCUCAGAUGACACGAAGAUUGAGACCCAAAGAGAUAUUCAUCAAAGAGCAAAUGAUGAACUUAUAGAUGCAGGCAUGGAACAGAUUCACCUGAGCUUCUACCUUACAUCCAUCUAUGACCACAGUAUAUUUGAAGCCUUCAGUAAGGUUGUUCAGAAGCUUAUACCACAGCUUCCAACGCUUGAGAAUCUCCUUAACAUAUUUAUAUCUAAUUCUGGCAUAGAGAAAGCAUUCUUAUUUGAUGUACUCUCCAAGAUUUACAUUGCUACAGAUUCCUCGCCAGUAGAUAUGCAAAGUUACGAGCUUUGUUGUGAAAUGAUCGAUGUUGUGAUAGAUAUAUCUGACAUCUAUGGAAAGGAUGAAGGUAUGCAAGUACCCUUUGAUAAAGAAAGUUCAAGCAUCAUUAAGCUGAAUAAUGCAACUAUACUCUACUUAAGGGAAGUUGGUCGGUAUCUAGCACUAGUCUGCAUAUUGAGAGAAGACAAUUUUGACAGACAAGGGUUAAUAGACUACAACUUCCUGUGUUUCCGUAAUGCAAUCCAAGAGGUGUUCGAUGUACGGACAAAUCAACUUCAACUUCAACAGCUGACCAACAUCACUUCUUCUCCACACCUUCAGAACAGCCACACCAAUGGUCCUACCUCCUAGUACAUCUUUAAUAAUUGUAACUUGCUGUCAUUUCUGCUCAUUUUCACUCAUGGGUGCAUGAGAUGAACUAAUAGCAUUUUCUUUUGCAUCACUGAUUUGAAAUUGAUUUGUGGACAGUCACAUGAAUGUUUGAGCAUAGUAACUCUGCAGUGAUAUAAUUGAUGAGUGACAUACAGAAGUAAAACACAUUUUUUGGUCAAAGUUCAAGAAUAAGAAUAAUUGAAUAACUACAAAUAAAUUAAAUGUGUGGGUGUGUGUGUGUGUACUCCUGUUUCUAGUUGACCAGCUUUAAGUGAGAAAAUGCUUGAAAGAGUAAAAAAAUAUAUAUGGAUGGAAUUUCCAAUUGAGGGAAAUGGAGACAGGUAGUGAUAGAACUCAGAAUAUUUUUGCUCAUCUUCAAAAUAAUCAGAUGUUUCAGGUACGAUAUAUAUACCUUAUCCAUCAUUACUUGAUAAAGAUUUCUAAAAGAUAUCUUUCCAGUGUACUGCUACAUGUAAAUUUGUGUACCAUAGAUGAACACAAGGCUUUUAGAGAUUUAGUUUUUAACUUGAUAAAUAAUUCUAAAAAUGUUGAAGUAAAUAUUAACUUUAAAUCACCUGUAGAAUAGUUGUUUACAAUGAAUAGCACAAAUUUCCUCUUGAUAAUAUAAUUUAUGUAUCCACAGAGUGGUGUGCACUUGAUUGGUUGCUUUCACUUUCCCAAAAUCAGGAACCCAUGUCCAAUUCACAGCUGGGUUUCUUGGAGUGCUUCAGGCAUGAACCUGUUACCUUUAAGGUGAGUCCAUAUGUGCAUACAUUUUGUUGCCAACAUAUGAUCAACAAGACGAAAUGAGGCACAGGGUUCCGACUGGUAUGGUGUGGCCACUUGCACUAGAUCGGUGUUUCAACGUGUUGAUCACAUGUUGGGGACAAAUUGUACACACAUGUGGAUGCACCUUUAGGAUGGCAGGCAAAAUGCUGUAUUCUCUUGGGUCUGCACCCCUUUUGACAAAAAAAUAUUAUAAAUAUCUAAAUGUAAAAAAAAAUCCCUGGAAACUAUUCUUUCCAAUAUUUAUCAAACUCUAAUUCAUGUGUAACAUCAUAAUUUUAGAUAUUUUGAGUAUUCUGUCAGUCAAUAAGGAUACCAGAAUAGCUUUAGUGUUUAGUGGGAAAAACAUAAAGUCAGACCUGGUGACUUGACAGUGUAUAUUGCUUUUCUGUGAACUGAAGCUAGAAAGCUAUUAUCUUUUGUGAAUGUCAGUACAGUAUCUAUAAACAAUACAUAUGGUGCCAAAUACAUUAUUUAUUUGAAGUUGCCAUUUUUAGAGGGUGUGGAGACUUAAUAGAGACAACUCUCACUUUGUCCUAAAGGUUGCCACAAUUCACCCACCUUACAUCUCAGCUGGGAAGUGAAGGCAGUUGAGUGCUUCCUUGAAUACCAAAGGCUUAGUAUGCAUUGUGUCAUAUCCACAUCAUCUCUUAAUGGGCUGACUUGCCUAUGUGGCCUAUUUUCAUUUUCACGACAAGCUGUGCUCUCAAAAGAAAAUUCAGUUGAUUGCAAUCACCUCUGCAGUUAAGGUUGGUGAUAUAAAGGUUCCUUUAUAUCCAUAAUUGGUAUAUAAAUUUACAUAUAGCAGUUAUGAGGUUGUUCACAUAUUGGAAUGAUUCUUAGAGCCUUUUUUAUUCUCAUAGCUAUAUAUUAUGGGAGAUCCUCUAGGACAGGUAACUAUUUGAGUAAACCAAUGGAGAGUAUAAAUAUAUUUUAGAAAAAGUUCAUGAUAAAAUUAUGGCUAAAGCUAUACAGAGCGACGUGUGGUGGGGGUUCCCCAGAUUGUGAACACAGUUAUUUGAGGCCAUGAGGAAUGGAGGUUAAUUUCAAUUGUUCUAGGGACUUUCGAUUAAAUUUCUGAACUUC
Messenger RNA from Homarus americanus (American lobster), 3145 nucleotides. RefSeq names its product ras-related GTP-binding protein C-like (gene RagC-D). Lineage: Eukaryota; Metazoa; Arthropoda; Malacostraca; Decapoda; Nephropidae. Gene Ontology annotation, biological process: positive regulation of TOR signaling; cellular response to starvation; cellular response to amino acid stimulus. The record is from RefSeq and is a predicted model, not a curated record. Gene Ontology annotation, molecular function: GTPase activity; GTP binding. The coding region runs from base 95 to 1252 and encodes 385 amino acids. Gene Ontology annotation, cellular component: Gtr1-Gtr2 GTPase complex; nucleus; lysosome. The transcript has 8 exons.